This is a messenger RNA of Aricia agestis (brown argus), 2043 nucleotides long. Its product is annotated as glucose dehydrogenase [FAD, quinone]-like. Gene Ontology annotation, molecular function: oxidoreductase activity, acting on CH-OH group of donors; flavin adenine dinucleotide binding. NCBI's taxonomy places the organism in Eukaryota, Metazoa, Arthropoda, Insecta, Lepidoptera, Lycaenidae. The transcript is spliced from 4 exons. The record is from RefSeq and is a predicted model, not a curated record. The coding region runs from base 126 to 1910 and encodes 594 amino acids.
GACCUGCACAUAUAUACGCUCAAUCUGCUUAUCGCGCCCCGACGCUGCAAACGCAUCGUAGGAUGGCUGGUGGGAUAUAAAAGGCUCGUUUGAAUAAAAUUUGAUAUAAACAUCAGAUAUCCUAAAUGGAGGCAUCUUGUAUGGGUGGUGGGGCGGCGGGGUCCACCUUCGCAGCAGCCCUGCAGUUCUUCGCGGCGUCUCAGUGUUUGCUGACCGAGACCUGGCCCCCGCAGGCCAUUAUAGGAAAUGGCACAGACUUUGAUUUCAUAGUUGUGGGCGGGGGGACGGCCGGGGCGGCGCUGGCGGCGCGCCUGUCCGAGCUGCCCGUCACCGUGCUGCUGGUGGAGGCCGGGGGCGACCCGCCAGACGAGAGCAUUAUUCCAGGGUUCAGAAGUAGCUUGAAAGGAGGUCCAUAUGACUGGAACUUCACGACAGUCAACGACUACUACUCCAGCCAGGCCCUGCAGGGCGGGAGGCAGCACCAACCGCGAGGGAAAAUGCUGGGGGGAAGCGGGUCCAUCAACGACAUGAUAUAUGCGAGAGGCUUUCCCGUAGACUACGACGAGUGGGCCGCUAUCGCCGGCGAGGAGUGGUCCUGGAAAAAUGUGCUGGAGUUCUUUAUCAAAACGGAAACUUUGGCCGACGAGAGAUUCAUUGACGAUCUAGAGCUGGCUAGUCUUCAUGGUGACAGUGGAGAAAUAAUGGUGUCGGGGCUGAACGAGUCCACUCUCGUCACCGAUCGACUCGUAGAAGCAUUUCAGGAGCUAGGAUUCAAUUUGGUUAAAGACAUGACAAAUCCGAACGCGAUCGGCGUCGGGCGGUUUUCGCACACUAUAAAGGAAGGUAAACGAGACAGCACGGCCACCUCUCUUCUCAAUAAGGCAGCGACCAGGGACAACCUCUACGUUCUUAAGAAUGCUUUAGUCAGCAAAAUAUUUAUCGAAGAAAACACGGCCUACGGUGUGCAGGUCUCGUACGAAGGUGACGAGUACCACUUUUAUGCAGCCAAAGAAGUAAUCGUAACCGCCGGGACGUUCAACACUGCUAAACUUCUUCUCCUGUCUGGAAUCGGCCCCAAAGACCAGUUAGAAGAUUUGAACAUCGACGUGGUCCAAGAUUUACCGGUGGGGUAUAAUUUCCACGAUCACGUUAUGGUGCUGACUUAUAUUGCUGCCGAGAGCGGGACUUGCGAAACCACCGAGAAGGAGCUCUACAUGGAUACCAUGAGGUACCUGUACGACAGGUCAGGAUCGCUGGUCCGAACUACUGACGUCGGCGCCUAUAUCUCCUUCAGCUCAGCAAAAAAUGUCCCAGACUUUGCGAUAUACCCCACGUGUUUACCAGAACAGACUGAUUUCUAUAGGUCGUGUUCGUCGAUUUUAGGUUUCAAAGAGAGUAUUUGUAAGAAAAUUAUCGACGAAAACAUGAAAAACGAGAUUAUAUCCAUAGCCGUGGUAAAUCUUAAGCCGUUGUCGAGGGGAUCGGUGCGGCUAAAGUCAACUGAUCCGAGCGACCCACCGUUAAUAUAUGCUGGAACGUUCAGCGAUCCUCGGGACUUGGAUUACUACCCCGACGCUAUAAGAACAGCUUGGGCGCUAGCAAACACCACCUACUUUAAGGAUAAAAACGCCCAUGUGUUGGACUUUGAACUAGAAGAAUGCGAGGGCUUAGCUCACGACGAGGCUGUAAAGUGUCUGGCGCGGGCGACGGCCAUGUCCGCCUGGCACGCCGUGGGCACUGCCGCCCUGGGGACAGUGGUGGACCAGCAGCUGCGGGUACGGGGGGUGAGGAGGCUCCGGGUGGCGGACGCCAGCGUCAUGCCCAAGGUCAUCCGCGCCAACACCAACGCCCCCGUCGUCAUGAUCGCCGAGAAGGCCGCCGACUUCAUCCGACGAGAACACAACUUGUAAAGGUAUUAUUUGUUGAAUAAUAUUAGUUUUGUUGUUGAAAUAGAACUAGAAAUAUAUUAUAGGUUUACUUUGUGUGCCUUGUUACUGUUGAUAAAGGAUAAACUAUAAAUAAUAAAAAUAAAACAAGCAUUUA